This is a messenger RNA of Colletotrichum karsti, 1485 nucleotides long. Its product is annotated as 3-beta hydroxysteroid dehydrogenase isomerase family. The record is from RefSeq and is a predicted model, not a curated record. Gene Ontology annotation, biological process: ergosterol biosynthetic process. Lineage: Eukaryota; Fungi; Ascomycota; Sordariomycetes; Glomerellales; Glomerellaceae. Gene Ontology annotation, cellular component: endoplasmic reticulum. Gene Ontology annotation, molecular function: 3-beta-hydroxysteroid dehydrogenase [NAD(P)+]/C4-decarboxylase activity; 3-beta-hydroxy-Delta5-steroid dehydrogenase (NAD+) activity. Bases 1 to 1485 code for a protein of 494 amino acids. The transcript has 2 exons.
AUGGUGCUGGAAUCAUGGACCGCGAGAAUCCUCCUCGGUCUGGCGACGGCGGUGGUCCUGUACCUCUGGAGGAUCAACAUUCUCAUGACGAGUACCCCGCCUGAGGCUCUGCGAGUAUCACCAAAGCGGUGGUCCCCGGAAGAGAUCAAGCGCACCUUCGAGCGCGUCGAAAAGCAGCCCGUCGAUUGGACGCCACACCUACCACCCAAGUUGGACAGGCGCUACGUUGUUGUAGGAGGAUCCGGUUUGGUGGGAGGGCAGCUGGUGAUUCAACUGAUUGCGCGUGGCCAACCUCCCGAGGCGAUUCGUAUCAUCGACUUCCGCAAGCCUGGACGCGAUGACAUGAGCGAGGGUCCUGUGUCCAGAGUCGGCUUCGCUCAGGCUGACAUAUCCUCGAAAUCAGCAACGUUGGCUGCGUUUUCGAGAUCGUGGCCAGAGUCUGUUGCGCACCUCCCACUGACAGUGUUUCAUACCGCCGCCGUUAUCCGCCCGUCUGAGCGCAGCCCGAUGGUCUAUGACCGAUGCUCUCGUGUCAACGCGACUGGAGCAGCUCACGUUCUCGCUGCUGCCAAGGAGUCUGGCGCCGACGUCUUUGUCUUCACCUCGUCCUGCAGCGUGGCGUUGAAGCCCGUCAACUUCUUCAACGCGCCAUGGAAGCGAUGGCCGACCAACUUCCUGCAGAUUCUCGACGAAUUGGAUUUCUGGAAACCACUCCGUCCUCACCGCGAGUUCUUCGCCAACUAUGCCAAAACCAAAGGAGAGGCAGAGCGUCUCGUCUGCGGCGCGAACUCGAUACCGGAAGAUCCGUUGCAUGACGGAGGAUUCCGAACUGGCGCGAUCCGGCCGGGUAACGCCAUCUAUGGGCACAAGGAUGAUUACCUCGUUGGGGCAACUGUCCGCAUGGCCAGUUUUCCGACAUUUACAGCGCCCUGGAUGCAGAACUGGGUGCAUGGGGCCAACGUGGCGCUCGCGCAUCUUCAAUAUGAAGCGGCUCUUCUCGGCCCCCAUGCGCACAAGGUUGCGGCGCGGCCGUUCCUGGUCACCGAUGGGGGACCGCCGCCUGUGUUCAAAGACUUCUACACACUUGUACAGUCAGUCAGCGUGACGCGUUUCCAUGUUCAGUACCCUCCGCCAGUGCUGUUGCUGCUCCUGGCGCACUGCAUCGAGGCGUACUGUAUGCUGCUUUGGCAUGUACCGGUGUUGCAAAAGAUCUUCUCAGAACCGAGCAUGCCGCUGUACAUGAUGCAGCCUGCAAGUAUAGCCGGCGCCAUCAAUGCUCUCAUCAACGACUCCGAUGCGCGAAGGCGUGUAGAAGACGGCGGGUUGGGUUACCAAGCUAAAUGCACGACGAUGGAAGGGCUUUGCAUGCAGCUGGGAGCUUGGAACCGCUGGGUUCGCAGCGGAGGCGAGAAAGUAAGAAGCGAGAAGGGCCUCUUGAAAGACACGCUCGAAGUAGGUGUUGAGCCAGUUGCGAGGAGGGCAUGA